AAGGUUAAUUGCUUCAUUCCAAAGUGUAAGUAGUAGCUAGCUUUACGGCUUUACUAUCGAUCAUUUCUCUAUAAAAUCUCGCCAUCGCGCAUGGAGGAAUCAUAGCUCCAUCGACACAUGCAACCACAAAUGGAGCUCGCAUGGCCUCUCCUCCUCGCUGCUCUUCUCCUCCUUCCUCUGGGCUUCCUCCUGCUCUCCCAUGCAAAGGACGGUAAGGCCCGGCGCCGACUGCCGCCGGGGCCGGCCGUCGUGCCGGUGCUCGGGAACCUGCUGUGGGUGAGGCACCGGGGCAUCGACAUCCUGCGCGCCAUGCGCCGACUCCACGAGCGCCACGGCCCGCUGCUGGCGCUGCGCAUGGGCUCCGACCUCCGGGUCACCAUCUCCGACCGCCGCCUCGCUCACGCCGCGCUCGUGGAGCGCGGCGCCGCGCUGGCCGACCGCCCGCGGUACGCGUCCAGGGACUUCAUGGGCCUCAACGCCGCCACCAUCUCCACCUCCAGCUACGGCCCGCUCUGGCGGCUGUUCCGGCGCAACUUCGUGGCCGAGGUCACGAACCCGGCGCGGCUCCGGCUGUUCGCGCCGGCACGGGCGGCGGUGCUUGCUGAGCUCACGGACAAGCUGGGGCGCCGGAAGGAAGGAGACGGCAGCACCAUCGCGGAGACGUUCCAGUACGCUAUGUUCCGCCUCCUUGUAGCCAUGUGCUUCGGCGACCGGCUCGACGAGCGCGCCGUGCGCGACAUCGCCACCGCGCAGCGCGACCUGCUGCUCUACUCCUCGACCAAGCUCAUGGUCUUCUCAUUCCUGCCCGCGAUAACGACGCGCAUCUUCCGCAGCCGCCUGCAGUGCAUGGACGACAUGCGCCGCCGGCUCAAGGACAUGUACAUGCCACUGAUCAAUGCGCGCAGGGAGCGCAAGAAACUCGGCGCCGCGCCACCGGAGAUCAAGGAAGCUACGACGCUGCCGCACUCGUAUGUCGACACGCUGCUGGACAUCCGGCUCAACGACGACGACGGCCGCGCGCUGACAGACGACGAGAUGAUUGCGCUGUGCUCCGAGUUCCUCAACGCCGGCACGGACACCACGUCCACGGCGCUGCAGUGGAUCAUGGCCGAACUCGUCAAGAACCCGGCCAUCCAGGACAAGCUCCACGACGAGAUCAAAUUGACCAUCGCCACCACCGGCUCCGACAAUGUCUCUGAGGAGCACGUACAGAUGAUGCCGUACUUGAAAGCCGUAGUGCUGGAGGGCCUCCGGCGCCACCCACCGGGGCACAUGGUGCUGCCGCACGUGCCAGCGGAAGACAUGGAGCUGGGCGGGUACGUGAUCCCGAAGGGCACGACGGUGAACUUCAUGGUGGCCGACAUGGGCAUGGACGAGGGGGCGUGGGCGCGGCCGGAGGAGUUUGCGCCGGAGCGGUUCCUGCCCGGCGGCGAUGGCGAGGGGACGGACAUCACGGGCACGAGGGAGAUCAGGAUGAUGCCGUUCGGGGCCGGGCGGAGGAUCUGCCCCGGGAUCGGGGUCGCGACUCUGCACCUGGAGUACUUCGUGGCAAACCUGGUGCGCGCGUUCGAGUGGGACGCCGCGGAGGGGGAGGAGGUGGACGUCGACGGCGAGAAGGCCGAAUUCACCGUCGUCAUGGCCAAGCCGCUCCACGCUCGGCUCAUGGCUAGAGGGAUCUCUUGAUCGAGUGAGCGAGAGUGUGUUACGUGGCUUUGAUUCUACCGUGUCAACAUGGCUAAUUGUAGCUUUGUGUGUGUAAUAAUGAAUUAGUGGGGGCACAAUGGCGUUGCAUCGCAUGCAUUUUUAUAAGAUUGAACAUUUGUGCGUGCAGUAAAAAAAACUACAUUUUGACCGUUAAUAAUUCUUUACAUAUUGA
Phragmites australis (common reed) is the source of this 1876-nucleotide messenger RNA. Its product is annotated as cytochrome P450 89A2-like. NCBI's taxonomy places the organism in Eukaryota, Viridiplantae, Streptophyta, Magnoliopsida, Poales, Poaceae. The transcript has a single exon. Gene Ontology annotation, molecular function: heme binding; oxidoreductase activity, acting on paired donors, with incorporation or reduction of molecular oxygen, NAD(P)H as one donor, and incorporation of one atom of oxygen; iron ion binding. The record is from RefSeq and is a predicted model, not a curated record. Gene Ontology annotation, cellular component: membrane. Bases 118 to 1683 code for a protein of 521 amino acids.